CAUCCGCUGCCGCCAACCUCCCCAUGUUGCUUCCCCCUCCUCGCGCAUCCUCGCAGCCCACAGCCGCCCGCCAGCCCCACAGGGUAUAGUGGCGUAGCGUGGGAGACAGAGUGGUGGUCUGCACGUUAGGGUGCGCUGGGGACUACUGAGGCGGGCGGAUACCGAGCCGCCCCUCAGACGGAGGCUAGCCCUGGCCCCGCCCACCUCGUCGGAACUACGGUGGGCCUGAGAGGGGGCGUUGAGCGAUUUCUGACGUAUCCCUCCGCCCCCCUCACCCUCGCGGCCAACGGUUCUCGCCGCGUCGCGUCCUGCGCAGCUCCUGCGGGGUUUGGCGCAGAGGCGCGGGAGGCGGACGGUUCUUUGCCAUUCUGGUGGCGCAGGAACCAGGAAAGCGGUGGGAAUCCGAGUUUGCGGCUGCCAGUGGAGAGGGGCGAACAGGUUCCUGUCGGUGGCAGAGUCUCCUGUCUGCGCGGCAGGUGUAGUAAUUUCUGACAGGCCACAGUGUGCAUCUGUACAGGAGAGGCUUGAGAAAAAGAAGGAGCAGGAAAAUGGCCUGGAUUUUUGCAGGCCUGCUUUAAGGCUGGUCAGUUCUUCAAGAAAACAAGAGAAGAGAGAUCGGACUCAAAGUUCUGGAGGCUGGACCCCUGUGGUUGACUGUGGAGCUUAAUACCACUUGAACAAAGAAAGGAGUGGAAAAUAGCACCAUACCAGUCCAGAUCGAUCUCCAGUGACAGCUCUGGUGGUGCAGAAGUUGCUGCUGGCCACCACCCUCAACAGGUCUGCACCCCGCCAGGAAUCAUCCAGCACCCCCCUAUCAACUUCUUGUUUUUCUGCCUAUAUGCAUAUUAUUGAGGGAGACUAUCUUCAGUAGGAGGCUAAGUGACUACCAAAUUGAUGAUCAAGCCUAUGUCUUGGUUUUCAGCUUAUAGUCUACAUUUCCAGAAGAUUAGUGUGUAAAACUGUAGUCCUCUGACUGUUCUCUGGCUGUGAUUACACCUGUGAUUUGGGGAAGUGUAUAUAACUUGGCUUUUUCUGAUUUGUAUCAUGACUGGUACAGAGCUUGAACUUGCUAAGGAGGAUAAACAUGAAAAGAAACCUGUGGAAAAGUUUGGUGUAGCUGAAAUAGAGAGUGAAGUCCCUCUGGUGGUCAGACCUAAGGUUAGGACCCAAGCACAGAUAAUGACUGGAGCAAGGCCUAAAACAAAGUCCAAGGUUAUUCCUGGAAUGUGGUCUAAAACCGAAGCAAGAGCAGUGGGUAGGGUAUAUACUAAGAGUAAAAUCAAAAUGAUCCCUGGGUCAAGAUCCAAAGAUGAUACCCAGGCCUGGGCCCUGAAUGAUUUUAAUACUGAGCCAAUGUCAAAGACAGAACAAGAUGCCCAAACCAGUGCCAUAAUCUUUCCAGUGGUCAGUACUGAUUCUGGGUUGGUUCCUAAAACUAAGUGCCUUUUUAUGGAUAGAGAAUUGGUUAAUAUAGACAAUGAGAGCUUUACUGGAAAGAAAGUUCAUUCUCAAGUGGGAUUCCAACCUUCCUUUGGGUCAGGAGAGAUAACUGAUGAUGAGACCUGGAGUUUUCUUAGGCCUUUAUCCAAACAAGAGUCCUCUCAGAAUUCUGUGAAUUCAUGGUUCUGGAAUCAAGAAGAUGUCAGUGUAAGAUUUCAUCCUGGGAAUGGGUUAAAGGAUAGUAACAGAUUCAGGCCUAUAUCCAAACAAGAGGCAAAUGAUUAUCCCAGGCACAAAAGCAAACAGGAUAUCUAUAUCGUGUCUAGUAGUUCUGAUUCUGAGGAUGAGUCUCUUGAGACAUCAUGGUUCUGUGGUAAACAAAAAACAAAUUCCUUGCCCAGAUCCAGGGAAGAGGUCAAUAGUAGGCCCUGGUUUAGGUCUAAGAAAGAAGUCAAUGUUGAAUUUAGUUCUGGGUCUGAGUGUGAAAGUGCUAUGAAGUCCUGGUUCUGGGAUAGAGAAGAGACCAAAUGUAGGUCUUUACCUAGAGCUAGGAAAGAGACCAAUAAGAGGGUGCAGCACAGUCACAAGCAAAAAGCUUGCAUUGAUGUCAUGUGUGAUUCUACAGAUGAAAUAAAAAAAGAGUCCUGGUUCUGGCCUGAAGAAAAGGAUAAUACAUUUUUAAAGUGUAACACCAAUAAAGAGGCCAGGGUGCAAGCAAUUGAAAAGGAAGAAGUCAAAACCAGGGUCAAACCAAAACAAAGAUCACAGGAGGAAGCCUUCACUGGGACUUGCUUCUGGACUACAGAAGAGUCCACCCUGACGGAUGUGGCCAGUGUAAAGUCCAGUCCACAACUGGAGGAUGAGAGCAUUGUUGGUAGUUGGUUCUGGACUGAAGAAGAGGUCAGUAAGGAGACAGGGUCCAACAGCAAAUCUAGUCCAGUGCUUGAGGAGCUUGUUGACAAUUCCUGUGUAGGGACUGGGGAGAAAACUAGUACGGAAAUUGAGGCUGAGGCCACCUCUCAAUCUGUACUAGCAGCUAAUGAUGAAGAGGUCAUUGUUGGUUCCUGGUUCUGGGCUGGUGAAGAAGUCAAUCCCGAGCCCAAAGAAGAGACAAUUUUUGGGUCUUGGUUUUGGAGCACUGGUGAGGCUAGUGUAGAAUCUGAUGUUGGGGUCAGCUGUGAAUCAAGGCCACAGUCUGAGGAAGAAGUUGUAGGUCCCUGGUUAUGGACUGGAGAAGUCAGUAUAGAGGCUGGGGUUGGAGAAGAGUUUAGCCAAGGAUCUGAAGAAGAGACAAUAUUUUUGUCCUGGUUUUGGUCUGAAAACCAGACUCAGACUCGUAUGGAUUCUGUGAUGGAAACUAGCUGUGAUGUGCCAGGAGCUGAGGAGGAAGAGGAUCCCAUGUUUGGGUCCUGGUUCUGGGCUAGAGUAGAUACAUGUGAGGAGGCUAAAGUUAACAGCAAGUCUGGCGUGGAGCAUGAAGAAGUCAUCAUGCCAUCUUUGUUUGUGGCUAGAGAGGAGGCCAAUGUGAAGUUCGGAGGUGGUGUCACAAACAAAUUUACGGCAGAAGCUCAAGAUACUAGUAAUAAGUCUUGCUUCUGGGCAAAAGAAGAACCCUGUUUAUAUCGCGCUAGUAGAGGAAACUGGAAGCUUAGACCAGAGGAAGAAGAUACUGCUGAUUCAAGGUUCUGGUCCAAAAGAUACACGGGACCAGAGCCCCUUGUGGGAUCCUGGUUAUGGGCUGUGGAAGAGGGCAGUACAGAUUAUGAGGCUAGACAAAAGGCCAUGUUACCAACUGAAGAGAAGAUCAAGACGAAGUCCCAGUUCUGGAAAGAAGGUAAAGACACCACCAUAGAGACUACUGAUAGAAAGGAGUCCAGGCUAGAAGCUGAAGAGGAGGACAUUAUUGGUUCUUGGUUCUGGCCUGAGGAAGAAGACGGCCUCGAGGUACAAACUGAGAAUAGGAAAGAGAGCAGUGUAAGAGUCGAAGAGGAGGAGGAUUCUGUUUUGGGGUCCUGGGGUAGGCAAGAGGCUAUUCAAGAGAGUGGGUUUUGCAGCAAAUAUAGUUCCAAAGCUGAUGUGGAGGAAGUCAUUGUUGGAUCCUGGUUCUGGGAACCAGAAACAAGUUUAGAGACAGUUACAGCAGAUAUUUUUGAAACCAAGACUGGGACUGAGGAAGAGGAAAUCAUUGUUGGACCUUGGUUCUGGCCUAAAGAAUCUGACAGAGAAGCUGAGUCUCAGGCAGUAGAUGAAACCCAGUCAAAAACUGAAGGAAAAACAAUUUUGGGGUCCUGCUAUUGUGCUAGAAAAGAGGUUAAUAGAGAAGUAGGGAUGUGCUGUGUAUCAGAGCCAGCAUAUGAGGAAGAAAUGAUUAUUGAGUCCUGGUUCUGGUCUAGAGACAAGACUGUUAAGGAAAUUGAAACUGUAGCUACCUGUGAGUUUGGAUCACAAGAUGAUAAAGGGGAAGUUGUUAAGUCUUGGUCUAAAGCCACACAGGAGAUGAAUAACCAAGCUGGUGAUGGAACUAACUGUGAGGCUGGGACAUUACUUGAUGAUGAGGAUGACAUAGUAGGGUCCUGGUUCUGGGUAGGAGAUGAGGCCCAUUUUGAAUCAAAUCCUAGCCCUGUGUUCAGGGCCACUUGUGAGUCUUGGGAUUCAGUUAAGCAGGAAUCUGAACCUUCACACAGACCUCAGAGUUGGGAUGAGGUCACUGUUCAGUUCAAACCAGGUCGAUGGGGUAGAGUUGGCUUCCGAUCCCUAAGCCCUGUUAGAUUUCCAAGCGAAGCAGCUCUUUUCCCUGAAAUGCUUGAGGAAAGCGGGGAUGAGGAGCUUAAUGCAGAAGGUGGAGAGCAAGAAUCUUUGUUUAAUUUUCAACCUCAGUUCUCAUUUCAAUAUGCUCCAUCCUACCGGUCAGUCCAGGAAAUUCGAGAGCAUCUUAGGGCCAAAAGGAAUGCAGAGCCUGAGUUCUGCAGCUGCAUACAGUGUGAACUUAGGAUUGAUUCUGAAGAGUUUGAAGAACUCCUUUUAUUAAUGGACGAAAUUCAGGAUCCUUUUAUUCAUGAAAUUUGUAAAAUUGCAAUGGGUAUGAGAAGUGCUUCUCAAUUUACCCGAGAUUUUAUUCGGGAGUCAGGUGUUGUCUCGCUUAUUGAAACUUUGCUGAAUUAUCCUUCCUCCAGAGUUAAGACAAGGUUUUUGAAAGAUAUGAUUCGUACAGCUCCAUCUUACCCAAAUCUAAACAUGAUUGAAACAUUUGUAUGUCAAGUGUGCGAGGAAACACUUGCUUACAAUGUGGAUUCCCUUGAGCAGCUGUCUGGAUUAAGGAUAGUUAGAUAUCUCACUACUACUACUGACUAUCAUACACUGGUUGCCAGUUAUAUGCCUGGCUUUCUCACCUUACUAGCUAUAGGCAAUAUCAGAACAAGAUGUCAUGUUCUGGAAAUGCUACUGAAUUUGUCUGAAAAUAUUGACAUGAUAAAAGAAUUACUAAGUGCUGAAGCAGUGUCAGUAUUUAUGAACUUGUUUUCCGAGGAGGAGGCAAAUGGCAAUAUUGAAAUUGUUCUUACAAUAUUUGAGAAUAUUGGUGAUAAUAUCAGAAAAGAGACAUUUUUCGGUGAUGAUGAUUUUAGUCUUGAGUCACUUAUUCCUAUAUUCCAUGAAGUUGAGCAAUUUGCCAAACUACUGCAAAGCAAAAUAGACAAUCAGAAUAAUCCGGAAGCAGACCAACAAAAUUAGUAUGAUUAAUCACUUGUGUCUGAUUGUUACUAUGUUCCUAAGUUAUGAUUGUUAAAUAAUGCUUUGGUUUUCACAAAAUAGCUGUGUGUUGCAGUGUACCUCUUUAAUGCUAACACUAACUUUGCAAAUAUUUAUGCAAGCUAAAUCAUUUUUCUGAUGCCAACUCAAAACUGAAAACUCACUUGUUGAUAUUUGUCUCGCCCAGGUUAUAAUAUUUAGUAUUUGAGCUUAUAGUGAACUGAGCCAUCAUAAAUAAGCUAUUCUUCUGACUGUUGUUCUGAUGUGCAGAUACCCUAUUCUUGUUUGUGUUUCAAUAAAGUUCUGUUAAAUUUA
This is a messenger RNA of Cavia porcellus (domestic guinea pig), 5502 nucleotides long. RefSeq names its product G protein-coupled receptor associated sorting protein 1 (gene Gprasp1). Lineage: Eukaryota; Metazoa; Chordata; Mammalia; Rodentia; Caviidae. The coding region runs from base 1045 to 5169 and encodes 1374 amino acids. Gene Ontology annotation, cellular component: nucleus; cytosol. The transcript is spliced from 5 exons. The record is from RefSeq and is a predicted model, not a curated record.